GAUUCGAUACCAUCCCAUCGAUGGUUUCUUGCAGCCCUGCUUUUGCAAAACAGAAAAAUAUUUAACAAUCUUAAUAAUUCCAAACUACGUGCGUUUAAAGACAACUACGAUAUUUCCUCGCACAACCGGUAGAGCACCAUUAAGACUUUCCAAACAACACCCACAGACAUGGACUUCUCAAAGGCACCCAAUUCACGGAAACUGCAACUUUGCCGUACAUACUUCUUUGCUGGAUUUGCUCUUCUACCCUUCGUGUGGGCCAUUAAUGUAUGCUGGUGCUUUGAGGAGGCCUUCCGAAAGCCCCCAUUUCCGGAACAAAGCCAAAUAAAACGAUUUGUCAUAUACUCCGCCGUGGGCACCCUUUUGUGGCUCGUGGCGAUCAUUGCAUGGAUCAUCACAUUCCAGACGAAUCGCACCUCCUGGGGAGCGACCGCGGACUACAUGAGCUUCAUGAUUCCGCUUGGCAGUGCAUGAGAAAAUGGCCUAGACCUUUAGGCAUAAGUAACUUAUGAUAUUAGUAUAAAAGACUUAACCCAAA
This is a messenger RNA of Drosophila subobscura, 538 nucleotides long. RefSeq names its product gamma-secretase subunit pen-2 (gene pen-2). NCBI's taxonomy places the organism in Eukaryota, Metazoa, Arthropoda, Insecta, Diptera, Drosophilidae. Gene Ontology annotation, biological process: Notch receptor processing. The record is from RefSeq and is a predicted model, not a curated record. The coding region runs from base 169 to 474 and encodes 101 amino acids. Gene Ontology annotation, cellular component: gamma-secretase complex. The transcript has 3 exons.